This is a messenger RNA of Quercus robur (English oak), 641 nucleotides long. RefSeq names its product nuclear intron maturase 3, mitochondrial-like. Lineage: Eukaryota; Viridiplantae; Streptophyta; Magnoliopsida; Fagales; Fagaceae. The transcript has a single exon. Bases 43 to 528 code for a protein of 161 amino acids. The record is from RefSeq and is a predicted model, not a curated record.
UUGAAAUAUUUAGAAGGUAGGUUGGAUUUGAGGGUGGAUAAAAUGAAGACGGCAAUUCAUAGUGCAGUAUCUGAGAAUAUUAGUUUUCUAGGUAUGGAACUACAGGCAGUUCCACCUUCAGUUUUGCAUCCUCCCAUGACAGAGAAAGCAAUUAGGGCACGGAAGAAGUACCUUAGGCAGAAGGAAGUUAGAGUUUUAGAGUUUAAAAAUGCUAGAGAGAGGAAUAGAAAGAUACUGGGGAUGAAGAUAUUGCAGCAUGUUUUUAAGAAGUUGAAGCAAAGUGAUGGGUUUAAAUUUGACUUUCAAAUUGAAAAUGAGGUUCGAGAAAUCUUCAGAACUUGGACAGAUGAAGUGGUCCAAGAUUUCUUGGGUUCCUUGGAAGAGCGUUGGGAAUGGCAUCGGAUGCUCACAGCAGGUGAUUUUCUCUCUUUAAGGCACAUUAGAGAUCAAUUACCCCAAGAGCUGGUUGAUGCUUAUGAUAAGUUCCAAGAGCAAGUUGACAAAGUAUUUGAGUCCGGUCCAAGCUAGAAAGGCAUUAGAGAAAGAAGAAAAGAGAGUGGAGGAGGAAGAGGAACGGAAAUAUGCCAAGAGAACGGUUGAGGAUUUGACGAGGCUGUGUAUGAAAGUUGUUGCACCAAUAA